AAAUCUGCAGGGGAACUUUGAGCCGUGGAUUCUGAACAGAUAGCCUCUUUAUUUGUUUUAUAGUUAAAACAAUUCGCGCUGUUCGACAGGAGUGCAGAGGAAAUGUCCCUUCGCUACAAAAACAAAGUGGUUAUUGUGACUGGAGGAUCCAAAGGAAUUGGCAGAGGGAUCGUCAGAGUGUUCGUGGAAAAUGGAGCCGAAGUGGUGUUUUGUGCACGAGGAGGUCAGUUUUGUGCAGCAGGUGAAGCUCUGGAGGCGGAACUUAACAUGGAAGGGCCAGGCUCGUGCACGUUUGUCAGCUGUGACAUGUCCAAGGAGGAGGACAUUCAGAGACUGAUCAGAGUCACAGUGGAGCUUUAUGGACACAUUGACUGCCUGGUCAACAAUGCAGGCUGGCACCCUCCUCAUAAACCCACAGAUGAAACCACAGCAGAGGAGUUCAGAGAUCUGCUCAACCUGAACCUCGUCAGCUACUUCUUGGCUUCUAAAUUUGCCUUACCAUUCCUGCGCCAGCGUCAGGGAAACAUCAUUAACGUUUCCAGUCUGGUGGGAUCGAUCGGUCAGAAAGAUGCUGCUCCUUAUGUUGCCACUAAAGGGGCGAUCAUCUCCAUGACAAAGGCCAUGGCUGUGGAUGAGAGUCGACACAGCGUGAGGGUGAACUGCAUCUCUCCAGGUAACGUGAUGACACCUCUGUGGGAAGAACUGGCAGCACAGACGCCAAACGCUGCAGCUGCUGUAAGAGCAGGAGAAAAUUGUCAGCUGAUGGGCCGCAUGGGGACAGAGGCUGAGUGUGGACUGGCUGCCUUGUAUCUGGCUGCAGACGCCACGUUCUGCACCGGCAUCGACCUGCUCCUCAGUGGAGGAGCUGAACUAAACUACGGCUUCAAGAGUCAGAUCCUGACCUGACCCCUCUGACCUCCAAGGGAGUCUUAUGGCUUUUUGAGCAGCUGUGGAUUAAUCUUACACUGAGAUGUUCAUUGUUUACAUGACUAAAAUGAACACAAGAAGGAAAAUUGCUAAUCCAGGAUAUUAAAGUGUCCUUUAGGUGUAAUUUUUGGCAUCUAGACUGACUGUAACAGGACCUACAACCCUCCCCAUUGAUCGACCAAUCAGCAAUAACCUCUUUGUCCUACCGUAACCUCUCUGCCUCCCAGCCAAUCAGAUGCCGGGCAUUUGACACGCCUCCACUACCUUUCCUAAUACAACUUUAAUAAAAGCUGAAGCAUAUGCAAUCAU
Messenger RNA from Austrofundulus limnaeus, 1236 nucleotides. It is a transcript of the gene hsd17b14, whose product is annotated as hydroxysteroid (17-beta) dehydrogenase 14. Bases 103 to 906 code for a protein of 267 amino acids. NCBI's taxonomy places the organism in Eukaryota, Metazoa, Chordata, Actinopteri, Cyprinodontiformes, Rivulidae. Gene Ontology annotation, cellular component: cytosol. The transcript has 9 exons. Gene Ontology annotation, molecular function: estradiol 17-beta-dehydrogenase [NAD(P)+] activity. Gene Ontology annotation, biological process: steroid catabolic process. The record is from RefSeq and is a predicted model, not a curated record.